Molecule: messenger RNA, 2103 nt
Organism: Tinamus guttatus (white-throated tinamou)
Lineage: Eukaryota; Metazoa; Chordata; Aves; Tinamiformes; Tinamidae
Source: RefSeq, a predicted model, not a curated record
CUGCUGCACACUGGGGGCCCUGUGAGGCACGCAGAGUGCGGCUGGCAGACCCUCAGGGAAAAACUGCAGCCUUCCAGCCCGGGGAAGGGUGCAGACAGCGACCAGAAAGGCCGAGGCAAGCCCCUGCGCCCAGUGAGCCCAGUGCGACCACAGGAGCAGGACUGGAAGCGUCCCGGAGAUGUUCACCAUGGCCAGAAGAUAGAGAAGGACUGGAAGCAUCAAGAGAAGCCCAUGUGCCAUGCCGAUUUGAUGCACCACCUGGAGAGGGAGUGGAGGAGCCCCGCUAGGUGUGUGAAUGCAGGACCACGGCCAGACAACAGCUGGAGAAGGCCUGAGAGUCCAGCGCAGUGGUUGGAAGAUGACUGGAAGGGCCCAGAGCCUGUCCGAGCCUCAAACAAUCCAGAAAAGCCAUUGGAAAAUGACUGGGGGAACAAGAACUUCAUUUCUUAUUCCCAGCCGGGUGGAGGCACCCUCCCACCACAAAGCAGUGCCAGCUCCUCGGGAAGCCAACACCUGUACCUGCAUGCCAGCGAGAAACACCACAAGCCAGAUCUCCUCAAUUUCAAGAAAGGAUGGAUGUCCAUCCUGGAUGAGCCGGGAGAGUGGAAGAAACAUUGGUUCGUGCUGACUGACUCAAGCCUGAGGUAUUACAGAGACUCUAAUGCUGAGGAGGCAGAUGACCUUGAUGGUGAAAUCGACCUUCGUUCGUGCACAGACGUGACUGAAUUUGCAGUGCAACGCAACUAUGGCUUCCAGAUACACACGAAGGACGCCGUCUUCACGCUGUCUGCCAUGACCUCGGGCAUCCGGCGGAACUGGAUUGAGGCGCUGAGGAAGAACGUGCGCCCGGUCAGCGCUCCAGACGUCACCAAGCUCUCCGACUGCAAUAAGGAAAACUCGUUCCGAAGCUACGGGAGCCAUGGAGAAACCAAUGAAGCACUGAGGAAGGAGGUCCAGUCCCUGCGGGCACAGCUGGAGUCCUGCCGGGCCCGCAAUGAGAGCCUUCGGGAUGCUGCCAGAUCCCAGGGGGAGAGCCACGUGCCUCAGGGAUACAUCUCGCAGGAGGCUUGUGAGCGCAGCCUGGCCGAGAUGGAGUCGUCCCACCAGCAGGUGAUGGAGGAGCUCCAGAGGCACCAUCAGCGGGAGCUGGAGCGGCUGCGGCAGGAGAAGGAGCGGCUCCUCGCGGAGGAGGCCGCGGCGACAGCAGCAGCUAUUGAAGCACUGAAGAAAGCCCAUCGAGAGGAGAUGAAUAAGGAGCUGGGGAGGACACGCAGCUUUCAGCAGGGUGGUGCAGGUGCAGAAGCCCUCCAGAAGCAGCAUCAGUUGGACGUGGAUUCCCUGAAGCGGGAGCUGCAGGUGCUCUCAGAGCAGUACUCCCAGAAGUGCCUGGAAAUCGGGCAGCUCACAGAGAAGGCGGAGGAGCAGGAGCAGAUGCUGCAGCGCUCUCAGCAAGAAGAGAAGGAGCUGCUCCGGCAGAACCAGGAGCUACAGUCCCGCCUCUCGGAGGAGAUAGGGAAGCUGCGAAGUUUUAUUUCGUCACGGUGCUCCGGGGACCGCUCUGCACAGAACAACGAGCGAAGCUCCUGCGAGCUGGAGGUACUGCUGCGGGUGAAGGAGAACGAGCUCCAGUACCUAAAGAAAGAGAUUCAGUGUCUCCGGGAGGAGCUUCAGAUGAUGCAAAAGGAUAAGCGAUUUGCCUCAGGGAAAUACCAGGAUGUCUAUGCAGAGCUGAAUCACAUUAAGGUGCGCUCAGAGAGGGAGAUUGAACAGCUGAAGGAGCAUCUGCGCCUGGCAAUGGCGGCCCUGCAAGAGAAGGAGUCGCUGUGCAACAGCAUCAGCAAGUAACGGUCUACUCUUCAUCUGUUUAUCUGUUCUCUUUUUUUAUUUGCUCCAUUCCUCACUUACGGGGAGGGAGAGGUUGAAUCCCAUCUGUAAUCGCCUUGGCAAGAAAUCUCCCUUUCCCAUGCAGCUUCCUCACUCCCCUCCCAAAGCUUUCAAUGAAGCCCUUCCAAACUCCUUUCACCUGCGUAUCUGAGCACGUUGUUUGGACUGGCUCCUUUUGUGCACCUUCUUCAGGAUUUUAUAUGUGGAAAAAAAUAUAUU